GUCGGUGGAGGUAGGGUGUGUGGUCAGGACAACUAAGUCCUGGGGUUUCCCCUGAGUAGGAGCUGUCCUCGAGAGCCUCAGGCUUCAGUCCAUGCCCUGAAUGGCUGGUCUCCAAUUGGCACUGCCUCUGCCUGUGGGCAUUAUGCUCCCACAUAAUAAAACAGAAGCUCCAGAGCUCCACUCAGCUAAGCAAGACCCCUCUGAAAAAGGUGACUCUUCCCAGCGGUCCUCUAUGGGGCACCCGAGGAACAAUUUCCAGCAGAAGCUUUUGAGCAACCAAGAGCUGAUGCUGGAUAAUCUCUACACUCACCCCAAAUGGAACACCUGCACGAAAGCCCGGAGCUACUCCUAUCCCCGCUGUGCUGGAAUCAGCCAGCAAGAUUCAAGAAGCAAUCCCCAGGGCCAAGCAAAGUGUUUGUUUUACUCACCAGGCCCUCAAUCCCGGUAUCCCAAAGCAAAUAACCAGGAAUUCAUCUCCUUUACGAAGAAGCGAGUUGGGGUGGACCGGGCAUACCCACUGAAACCUGUGUUUCAUAGGAAGCCCCAUAGUACAGGUGAGGCUGGCACUGAUGGGAACCAGAAUGUCUCUCCAAGACCCCCUGAGCCAAGAAAGUUUUCAUACAGUAGCUUUGGUUCAAGGAACUGGGUGAAUUCAUCUGUGGUUGGUACAGUUGCUGCCAGUCAGGAGGACAGGGUCAUGGCAAACCCCAACAGGAUGGAGUGGACGCAGAUCCAAAGACUAGAAGCUGCAGGGGAGAGUUUAGAGGAGGAAAUCCGCAGAAAACAGACUCUUCUGAGGGAAAAGCUGAAGAAGACAGAGGAGGAACUCCGAAGGAUCCAGAAGGAAAAAGAACAGGCUGAGGAAAACGAAAAAAGAGAGCUACAGAGAAUGGUACUCCCCAGGAGGAGAGUUAAAGGCAACAGCAAUACCACAUACAAACCUAUCUUCUCCCCAGAAUUCAUGUCUGAGGAGGUCUUCAGUAGAGACACGGGAGAGGAUGAAACUUGGGGACGGUCUCAAGAAAAUUCUAGUCCAUUCCAGUUCUCUGAUUAUGGAAUUCAGAAGCUCAGAAGGGAAAGACUGGUGGCAAGCAAUAACAACAUCCGAGACCGAUUCUCAGGGCGAUUGAAGGAGACGUUUUCUCAAGCUUCAGAAGCGCCACUCAGUGCUUUGCGGAGGUCCACCAGCAAUUCUAGCUCGUCUAGGGCACCACACUCCUCGGGCUCCAGCUGUUCCACUGAAGAGCCAGAACUGGGCGAGUGCAGCCACUGUGGCCGAAAGUUUCUCUUGCUCAGGCUGGAGAGACACUCCAACGUCUGCCGCAGGAUGCAGAGUUCCAAGAGGAAAGUGUUUGAUUCCUCCAGGGCCCGGGCCAAGGGCACAGAACUAGAGCAGUACUUGAACUGGAAGGGACCAGCCUCAGUCAAGGCUGAACCUCCUUGGAAGAGCAACUGGAAACAGAAGCACGAAUCUUUCAUCCGUACCCUCCGUCAGGCUCGAGAGGUCCAGCAGGUAAUUGCCAAGGGUGGAAACCCCUCCGACCUGCCUCCCAUCCUGCCUGCAGAAAAUCCAGACUAUAUUCAGUGUCCUCACUGUAGCCGCCACUUUGCUCCCAAGGUGGCAGAGUGGCACAUUCCUAAGUGUAAGACCAUCAAGAACCGCCCUCUGCCUCCAAGGAAGCACUGCAGUUGAGCAGACAGCAGUGGAAACCUCCUCGAUAGUCCAGAAGGCUCUGCUUCUCUUCAGCAGUAAAUGGGAGUAGACUAGUUUGAUGCAGAGCAGAAAGAACUACAACUUUUACAUCUCCCAGGUCUGCCUGCAGAGCUGAAAUCGGUGAAGAGAGAGAGCCCCAUUGCUAAGCAGCAGGAGGCAACAGGAAGCCUCAGCUUCCCACUAAAUCACCGCCUCCGGCUGGUGUGCCUCAUGUUAUUGCCCUAAGAACUGAUGGGUGAGAACACGUGAGAGUAGCGAGUAGGCUACAUUAAAGCUCUCUUCUUGCAAGCCUGAUUGUGGUUUGUGCUAGUUAAGUGCCUGCAUUUGCUGUGCCUUCUUGCCGCUGCCUCUACAUGUAUGUCUAUGGCUUCUGUUAACUCCUCUUGUUCUUGCAAGAAGUUGGCUCGUUGGUAUCAGAGGAUCAUGGUAUCUUAUAAAAAAUACAGUUUUGCUGUAAGGCAAAUGACCUCCCCAAUACAUGGUCCUGGCCAAAAGUCAAUACAAGUAUGGAAGGUUCAGGCGCCAGUAUGUCCUAAACCCUCCCCAUGUUGUACUGUGUAAUAAAGGGAACCUCAUCUUUA
Molecule: messenger RNA, 2295 nt
Organism: Balaenoptera ricei (Rice's whale)
Lineage: Eukaryota; Metazoa; Chordata; Mammalia; Artiodactyla; Balaenopteridae
Gene: ZC2HC1C
Product: zinc finger C2HC-type containing 1C
Exons: 3
Coding region: 101-1693 (530 amino acids)
Source: RefSeq, a predicted model, not a curated record